Cinara cedri is the source of this 2597-nucleotide messenger RNA. Lineage: Eukaryota; Metazoa; Arthropoda; Insecta; Hemiptera; Aphididae. The record is from the annotation of a GenBank genome assembly.
AUGCCCGACAAUUUUGAAAAUAUUAAAAACGAUGUUAAAGAUGCCGUCAACAAUACGCGGUCUUCGGACGAUGCAAAGGGAAAAGGGAAGAAUUUCGAGAAUUCAACUUCAUCGUCAAAUUAUAAUAAUAGAACUACAGCAAAAGUAGAUAAUUUAGCAGAUCGUCAAGAAAAAGAACGAGUGUAUUAUUCAAAUGCUAAUAAAUCAGACGUUCAAAAGGGUUCAAAUGUACAAAGAAAAGGACGAUAUGAUGCGGAUAAGAGUAACAAUAAUUUAUUGCACUUCACUUCAAAAUCACCUAACAAUUGGUUGGGUUCGUUUAGUCGAAAAUCCUGUAAAAUCGAUUUUGACAAUGAUACCAACGAUCAAGUGGACGACACCCAUUUUGACGAUUUCUGGAAUAAACCGUGGAGAGUACGGAAAAGCGUUUCAGAUAAUGACCAAGAAAUAGGUAAACAAUAUUCGAAUAGAAAAACUACGUACAAAUUCUUAUGAUUAUAUAUUAAAAAUAUAACAUGGGGAAAUCGAUUUUUUCAGUUUUUUAUUAUUAUUAUUAUUUCACCAAACACCCGGGAUUAUUGAAUAAUGUAAUAACCGAUGCAUUUUAGAAAACGAUAAUUUUGUAAAAUAAAUUAAGUUUUAAAAAACAAAAAAAAUACUAUUCAAUGAUAAUUGUAUCGUGUAAUAACCGAAUUUAAGCUAAUUAAUAAAAAAAAAAUAAAAGCACAUGUAAAAAGUAUUACUUAAUAAAGUAUAGCUACACAGUUUUAUUACAUUUAUAACUUGAUAAAUUUAAUUUUAGAUUUUAAACGGAGCGUGAGGAAUAUAUUGGUUUUACAAUGAUGUUAAUUUAUUUUUUUUUGUGAACACUUUUUCUACUAGAAAGCUUACUCCAAAUAUCAAGUAUAGUAUUUUUUCUGAAAAGAAAUAUUCUCUGGGUGGUAAUUAAAAAGGUAAUUUUUUUGAAAUUCUCAUUAAUAUUUGGUAAGGUUGUCAUGGAAACGCACAUUAUUGUAAUCAUACUAUAAUAUGGCAUGUAUAUUGUGGACAAAGCAACACUAUCAACUCUGCUCAGAAUCGAUUUUUCGUUGGAAAUGGUUUAUCAAUGCUUACAGAUAUACAUAUCUAAUACGAAAAGGAGAAAAAUGUCAGAUACAAAUUUUUAAAUGACUUUCUUACUUAAAUAUAAUAAAUAUACGUAUAUCAAUUUUUUUUAGCACAGUAUUUUAAAUAAAAUUAUCAAAACAUAUAGUUUGUAAAAUUAAUAAUCAAAUUAGAAAAUGCAAAUUAUAUAGAUAGUUAUUAUUUACAAUUUAAAUUAUAAUAUAAAAUAAAGGUAAAAAGUUUGAUGCAUUAUGACUAAAUAAUCAUUAUGCAUAAUGUUAUAUUAUUAGGAGGUGCCUAUAUAAUUGUAUUGCAAUAUAUAAAAAGGUAAAUAACCAUAAAAAUAUCUAAAACCAACCUUAAUAACUUAAUAGUUAACUUUUGUUUUAACUAAGUUAAAUUAAUAUAUAUUUUGUUUCAUUUUAACUUUCAACAUAAUUUAUUUAUUUAUCUGUUAUUAAUUUUGAACUUUUAAAUUAUGGAAUUUUCGUAAUUUAGCUUAAACUAGUUAAUUAUUUUCAUUAACUAGCCAUCUUUGAUUAUGGAUAACAAAUGCCUCAACACAUUAAUUUUAUUUUAUUUGAUUUCUAUGGGUUAUACUUUUUACAAGCUACAAAUUUGAAAAUACACCAUUAUGACUGUAACCUAACCAGUUUACCAAGCUGAAUAAAAAAUCAAUUUUUAUCAUUAUUUACUAUUUCAAAAUAGAUUUAUUAUAAUUUGAAUUACUCUAAAUCCAAUGAUUUCCCAUCGUUUAUCUGCAACAGAAAACUACUUACUAACACUGUAUCCUGUAGUAGAUGUGUAGUUAUGAUUUACAAACACCCGAAAUUAUAUUGACCUGCUGAUUUUAAUUUUUAAUUAUUGUGCUAUAAAAUAUUUAACUAAAAUAGUAUAUAAAUUGCAUUGUUAUAUUUUAGGCAAAAUUGAAAUUCCUCUUGGUACAAUAAAAGAAGUUUCUUUUGUUUCCGAUCAUUUAAAGAAACGACCAACAGUUUGUUUUGAUUAUUCGUGUAAAAUAAGAUAUCCACCGUUAGGACACAGCGAUGACGGUUAAAAAAAACAAUCAAUAAUAUAUUAUAAGAAGUUUAAACAUUCAAAUUUUUUUUGUAUUUUUCUAGUGAAACUUUCGACAUCGGUGAAAGAAAAAAUGUGGUUGGAGGGCUAUAAAAAGGAGUUAAAUUUUCUACAGGAAAAUUUUUCAGAUGUUUUACCAGGAAUUUUAUAUGAUGUUGUUCGAAAACGACCUACGGAUCCAGUAUACUAUAUGGCCUACCUUUUAAUAAAACAUGUAGUUGAUGAAUCGAUGAACGUCAAGAUAAUUAAGCGAGUGUUUUAAUAUCUUAAUAAAAGUUACAAAUUUUAUACGCAGUCUUUUUAGCAAUCUAAUUACACCUGCGUAAGUGUUAUAUCAAAAUAUUACAAUGAUGUCAUCAGUUGAUUUAGUUAAAGACACAAAUAAAAUCAAAGACGAUUGCAUCAAGUGAAUAAUU